Molecule: messenger RNA, 2522 nt
Organism: Dipodomys ordii (Ord's kangaroo rat)
Lineage: Eukaryota; Metazoa; Chordata; Mammalia; Rodentia; Heteromyidae
Gene: Cilk1
Product: intestinal cell (MAK-like) kinase
Exons: 13
Coding region: 77-1942 (621 amino acids)
Biological process (GO): intracellular signal transduction; cilium assembly; intraciliary transport
Cellular component (GO): nucleus; cytoplasm; cilium
Molecular function (GO): protein serine/threonine kinase activity; ATP binding
Source: RefSeq, a predicted model, not a curated record
UCUGGUUACAUUCUGGGGAGGCCUGCUAGGCCGCGGGCCGGGACCGCCUGGGCCCUGGGAUGAGCAUCUGGUGGCCAUGAACAGAUACACAGUCAUCAAGCAGCUUGGGGACGGGACUUAUGGUUCUGUCCUGCUGGGAAAAAGUGUGGAGUCCGGGGAGCUGAUCGCCAUUAAGAAAAUGAAAAGAAAGUUUUAUUCCUGGGAAGAGUGCAUGAACCUUCGGGAGGUUAAGUCUUUAAAGAAGCUCAACCACGCCAAUGUGGUAAAGUUAAAAGAGGUCAUCAGGGAGAACGACCACCUUUAUUUCAUCUUUGAGUACAUGAAGGAAAACCUUUACCAGCUCAUUAAAGAAAGAAAUAAGCUGUUCCCGGAGUCGGCUGUAAGGAAUAUUAUGUACCAGAUACUGCAAGGCCUCGCAUUCAUUCACAAGCAUGGCUUCUUCCAUCGGGACCUGAAGCCUGAGAACCUCCUGUGCAUGGGCCCGGAACUCGUGAAGAUCGCAGACUUCGGGCUGGCUCGAGAGAUCCGGUCCAGACCGCCCUACACAGACUACGUCUCUACUCGAUGGUACCGAGCGCCGGAGGUGCUGCUGAGGUCCACCAGCUACAGCUCCCCCAUUGACGUGUGGGCCGUGGGGUGCAUCAUGGCAGAGGUGUACAUGCUCAGGCCGCUCUUCCCUGGGGCCAGUGAAAUCGACACAAUUUUCAAGAUUUGCCAAGUGUUGGGGACACCCAAGAAGACUGACUGGCCUGAAGGCCACCAGCUUUCAAGCGCGAUGAACUUCCGCUGGCCCCAGUGCGUGCCCAGCAACCUAAAGACCCUGAUUCCCAACGCCAGCAGCGAAGCCAUUCAGCUCCUCAGAGACAUGCUGCAGUGGGACCCCAGGAAGCGGCCGACCGCCAGCCAGGCACUUCGCUAUGCUUACUUCCAGAUUGGACACCCACUGGGCACUCCCACUCAAAGACUCCAGGAUUCAGGAAAGCCACAGAAGGACAUCCUGGAGAAGGCCGGGCCCCCUGCUCACAUCAAGCCCGUCCCUCCUGCCCAGCCCCCGGCCAAGCCGCACGCCAGGGUCUCUUCUCGGCCACAUCAAGCCAACCCGGCCCCCCAGUGCCUCGUGUACCCCUACAAAGCCGAAGCCUCCCGGACAGACCACCCGAGCCCACUGCUCUUCCCAUCCCUCCACAACAAGAAUCCUCCGCCAAAAAUCCUAGCCGGCCCGGAGCACAGGAGCGAGGAGAUCAAGCCAAAGAGCCGGAGGCGGUGGGGGCUCAUUUCCAGGUCGACAAAGGGUUCCGAUGAGUGGGCUGACUUGGACAGCCUGGAUUUCACCUCACCCCUCACCAGGACUGACCAGAGAAGCAAGAAGAGGCAGAGCGAUGAGACUCUCUGCAGAUUUGAGAGUGUUCUGGACCUGAAGCCCUCUGAGCCUGUGGGUACCGGCAGUAGCGCCCCCACCCAGCCUUCACAUCCCAGGAGAGACACGCCCACCCUGAGGUCCGCAGCCAAGCUACACUACUUGAAGCACUCUCGGUACCUGCCCGGAAUCAACAUAAGAAAUGGCAUACUCCCGAAUCCAGGCAAGGACUUUAUCCCGUCCAACCCAUGGUCCAGUUCUGGCAAGUCUUCGGGGUCAGUGUCAGUAAUCAGCAAAAUAAACUCGGUUGGUUCCGGCUCUACAAGUUCUAGUGGACUGACUGGAAAUUACAUCCCUUCCUUUUUGAAAAAAGAAAUCGGUUCCGCUAUGCAGAGGGUCGGCCUGGCGCCCCUUCCGGACCCUUCCCCAGGCUACUCCUCGCUGAAGGCCGUGCGGCCUCAUCCAGGGCGACCUUUCUUCCACACCCAGCCUAGAAGCACCGUGGGGCUCGUGCCCCGGCCACCAGCCGCACAGCCCGUGCACGGCAGGACGGACUGGGCUUCCAAGUACCCAUCGAGGCGGUGACCAGCAGCCCUGAGGCCCGGCCUUCCCAGAGGAAGCAGGCUGCCGCCUCUGAGCGCCGCGGGGUUCGCUGACAGAGAAGCAAGCCUGCACCUCGUGGGCGUCCUUCUGAACGAGAUAGUUCCAGAUUCCUCCUUUUUUUGUAAGGUUUUUUUUUUUUUUAAAGAUUGAUUUGAAUGCAAUACUCAUUUUUUGUAUAAAAUUGUUUUAUUCUGCACCCGGGUCCCCUUAUUUUCAUAAGCAACGAAUGGCAUUUUGUACAUAUGGGUUCUGUUUUAGCAUUUUAUACAGUCAACUUUGUAAGGAACUUUUUAAAGAUUUAAGUAAUUCUUUUUUCUUCCCGUUGGGGUUCAGAUAACAUUUUAUACAGAUUUUGAAGACAAUGUAAUGCUGUUGAUCCAGUAUUGGCCCAGGGCGUGACGUGAGGCGGCGGUGAAGGACAUGGACUGGACAGGAGCCGACAUCAUCGUGUGCUUUUAUAUUAAAUGCGGCUCUGUCAGUGCUGCAGGCUUUCUUGGACCAGCUGACCCAUUGUUUCUUAAUAGUCCGGCCCUGGCUGGAUUUCCUUUCUUUUUUCUUUUCU